AUGCGUCUGUCCGUCUCCGCCAUCCUCGCGCUCCCGCUCUUUGCGGCGGCCGCUGAGAACCAGUUUGAGGAAUACAAGGCCCAGUUCCAGACCUACCUCGACCAGUUUUCCUCCUACAUCCCCAACCCCAACAGAUACGAUGCCGCCGACGCGCAUGAGGCCAAGACGGGCGCGAAGAAGCUGUCCAUCCUGACCCUCGACAACUGGGAGGAGACGCUCUACUCCACCGUCCAGCCCUCCCAGACCACCCCUGAGGAGUGGGGGCUGCUGAUCACCGGCCGCAACAAGACCUGCUACAACCAGUGCGGACCCGCCGAGGUGGCCUUCAACGCGACCGCUGAGAAGUUCGCCCCUCGACUCCCAAGGCCCCUCACAUGGCCCUCCUCAACUGCGACGACCAGCCCGUCCUCUGGCACCAUCUUCUCCUGCAACGCCAACAGCCUCUUGGGCUAUCGACCUCCUUGCCGCCCGGGCACAAGCCGCAGGAUGAUGAACCGCCGCAUGGCCCCCGCCCCCAACGGGCCCCGCGCCUAA
Verticillium alfalfae VaMs.102 is the source of this 534-nucleotide messenger RNA. RefSeq lists its product as hypothetical. The transcript has 3 exons. NCBI's taxonomy places the organism in Eukaryota, Fungi, Ascomycota, Sordariomycetes, Glomerellales, Plectosphaerellaceae. Bases 1 to 534 code for a protein of 177 amino acids. The record is from RefSeq and is a predicted model, not a curated record.